AUGAUAUCAAUGUGUACAUAUAUUCAAGUGAGAUUCUUAACCUCAAACAUUUCAGGCGGCACAGCUGACAUAACAGUCCAUGAAAAAAUCAAUAAUGGAAGACUUAAAGAGAUAUAUUUUGCAUCCGGUGGUAGUUGUGGGGGAACGUCAGUUGAUGCUGAGUUUUUCAAUUUGAUGGAGAAAAUCACCAAUCCAGCAAUAAUGAAUGCAUUAAAAGGAGAACAUCUUGCAAGUUACCUUGAUCUAGCAAGAGAGUUUGAAAAUAAAAAGAGAUCAGUUAAACCUAAUACCACUGGGCGAAUAAAUAUGAAAAUACCAAUUGCAUUGAAUCUUGUUUGUAAGGAAUAUGUGGGCCAAACUUUAAAAUCCGUAAUAGAUUCUUCAGAAUUUUCAUCAAAAGUGUCACUGAAAGGAGACAAAAUAAGAUUUGAAUUUAGUCUUUUUAAAUCUUUAUUUCAGUCAAGAAUUGAUUCUCUGAUUAAACUUAUGUUAGACAUUCUUUCCGAGAAAUGUUGCGAUGGAAUAACUCAAAUCAUUUUGGUCGGAGGUUUUUCACAAUGCAUGCUUGUUCAAAAGGCAGUAAAAGAUACCUUUCCCAAACUUCCAGUUAUCGUGCCAAAGAACUGUGAUUUAGCCGUUAUGCAAGGCGCAGUAAUGUUUGGUCACCAACCAAGUAUCAUAGCUCACAGAAUAUCUAGGUGCACAUAUGGGUUUAGGAAGAAAAAACCAUUUGACCCUGCAAUUCAUGAUCAGAGUCACCUUGAAAUAGUAAAUGGCGAAGCCAAGUGUAUCCGUCUAUUCGAUGCAUUUCUUAAGCGUAAGGAACCCAUUCAACCAGGCAAAAUUUUUAAGACAACGGCUAUAAGUCGACCAAGCGAAGGCGGAGAAUUCAAAUUGUAUAUUUUCAAAACAGAAAAAGAAAACCCCAUGUAUACGGACGAAGAAGGGUGUUCCGAAUUAGGAGUAAUCAAAGUUAAAAAACCAAAUCCAACGAUUACUGAAAAAAUAAAAGUACAUGUGGUUUUAGGGGAAACAGAAAUACAAGUAAACAUUUCCGGAACUGAACUGGGCAAGAAACACAGAGUUACGAUUGAAAUGAUAUAA
Messenger RNA from Mytilus trossulus (common blue mussel), 1104 nucleotides. RefSeq names its product heat shock 70 kDa protein 12A-like. Lineage: Eukaryota; Metazoa; Mollusca; Bivalvia; Mytilida; Mytilidae. The transcript has a single exon. The record is from RefSeq and is a predicted model, not a curated record. Bases 1 to 1104 code for a protein of 367 amino acids.